Molecule: messenger RNA, 946 nt
Organism: Scaptodrosophila lebanonensis
Lineage: Eukaryota; Metazoa; Arthropoda; Insecta; Diptera; Drosophilidae
Gene: twr
Product: signal peptidase complex catalytic subunit SEC11A
Exons: 4
Coding region: 162-719 (185 amino acids)
Cellular component (GO): signal peptidase complex; membrane
Molecular function (GO): serine-type endopeptidase activity
Source: RefSeq, a predicted model, not a curated record
UCACGGACUGACGUGUUACCAACGUUGGCCGUCCGGAGCGCUUGCAAAUUGUCAUUUUCAUUUUUUGUAUUCGUGGAACAAAAUUUUCGCGACAACGCUGAAUUUGGCAUUAGGUAUUUAGGUGAGCUUGCCAUAAAGGAAUCACAGACGAAAGCGCAGACAUGGGCAUCGCUAGCAUUUUGCAGCUGGACGAAAUGAUGGGCGAUUUUAAUCGCAUGAACAAACGCCAGUCACUGUAUCAGGUUCUGAGCUUCGCCAUGAUUGUCUCGUCGGCGUUGAUGAUCUGGAAGGGCCUUAUGGUUGUGACGGGCAGUGAAUCGCCCAUUGUUGUUGUACUAAGUGGCAGCAUGGAACCGGCGUUCCACCGUGGCGAUCUACUGUUCCUCACAAACUACAAGGAGGAACCAGUUCGCGUGGGCGAGAUCGUUGUGUUCAAAGUGGAGGGUCGCGACAUUCCGAUUGUGCAUCGCGUGAUCAAAUUGCAUGAAAAGGAGGACGGCACCGUCAAGUUUCUGACCAAGGGUGAUAACAAUAAUGUGGACGAUCGGGGACUCUACGCGCCCGGCCAGCUGUGGCUGACCAAAAAGGACAUUGUGGGCCGUGCAAGAGGGUUUCUGCCCUACGUGGGCAUCAUAACAAUCUUUAUGAACGAGUAUCCAAAAGUGAAGUGGGCAAUACUCUCGAUACUGGCCAUCUUUGUGCUGCUGCAUAGAGAAUAGAAACAGUAUACUGCUAGGUACAAUUUUAAGUCGUGUGGCGCGCAUAGCGAUGCGGAGGAGGUGCACAAUCUCAAGCCUGUUUGCAUUUGAGUUUACCAGUCGAUAAAUUUCGUUCAUUGGAGACACACACAUACACAAUUAACAUACCCGAAGCAUUACAGCAUGUUUGGAGUGUUUGGAGCUGAAUUUCAAUAAAAACAAAAUAUAUUAAUUUUUAAAUAUGUAAA